AUGGCCUCCCAGCAAAAACCUGCUAUCAAAAAACCCUGGAUCGAAACGCCUCUAAUUGAGUCCGCAACACUAUCCAAACAAGCCGGAUGCAGAAUCUUCCUAAAACUAGACCUCCUCCAACCCUCCGGCUCCUUCAAAUCUCGCGGAAUCGGCAACCUAAUCCUCUCAUCCCUAACAAACCAAUCCAACAAAUCUACCAAAAAGCCUCACUUCUAUAGCUCCUCCGGCGGAAAUGCCGGCCUCGCAGCCAUACACGCCGCACGGGACCUCAACUGCGCAUGCACCGUCGUCGUCCCGCACAGCACGAAACCAUUCAUGAUAUCGAAACUGCAUGCUGCGGGCGCGACGGAAGUAUUACAGCAUGGCGAGAGCUGGUUCGAGGCGGAUACGUACCUGAGGGAAAGCUUUAUCGAGAAUCAGGACGGGGGGAACGUGUAUGUUCCUCCGUUUGACCAUGAGGUGAUAUGGGAGGGGAAUGCGGGAAUGAUUGGGGAGAUUGUGGAGCAGUUGUCCAGAUAUGGAGAGGAGGUUCCGGACGUUGUAGUUUGUAGUGUUGGUGGGGGUGGACUGUUUAAUGGGGUUGUUUCUGGUCUGGAGCGGGUUCUAGGUUCGAAAGAGAUGAAGGGGAAGAAGGUUCGUGUUGUUGCGGUGGAAACGGAUGGUGCGGAUUCGCUGGCUCAUUCGCUUCGUGAGGGGAGGUUGAGUUCGUUGCCUGCUAUUACGUCGCAGGCUACUUCGCUUGGAGCGUUGUGUGUUGCGGAGAAGACGUUUGCGAAUGCGAUGUCUCCGCCGGAGGGGGUGGAGGUUUCGAGUGUUGUUGGUUCGGAUGCUGAGGCUGCGCGCGGUGUGUUAAGACUUGCGGAUGAGAUGCGGAUGCAAGUGGAAUUGGCGUGUGGGAUCAGUCUGGAGGUUGCAGUUAAUGGGAGGUUGAAGAAGGUGGUUCCGGAUUUGAAUCCUGAGACCAAGGUUGUGGUUGUUGUUUGUGGUGGAAGUAACAUCACGGCGGAGACGAUUGUGGAGUAUAGACGGCGUCUUGAGGAGGGGUGGAAUUAG
Messenger RNA from Penicillium cinerascens, 1053 nucleotides. RefSeq names its product putative L-serine dehydratase. Gene Ontology annotation, molecular function: pyridoxal phosphate binding; threonine deaminase activity; L-serine ammonia-lyase activity. The coding region runs from base 1 to 1053 and encodes 350 amino acids. Gene Ontology annotation, biological process: L-threonine catabolic process; L-serine catabolic process. Lineage: Eukaryota; Fungi; Ascomycota; Eurotiomycetes; Eurotiales; Aspergillaceae. The record is from RefSeq and is a predicted model, not a curated record. The transcript has 3 exons.